Triticum aestivum (bread wheat) is the source of this 4575-nucleotide messenger RNA. RefSeq names its product cyclin-D5-2. Lineage: Eukaryota; Viridiplantae; Streptophyta; Magnoliopsida; Poales; Poaceae. The transcript has 8 exons. The record is from RefSeq and is a predicted model, not a curated record. Bases 1892 to 2695 code for a protein of 267 amino acids.
ACCCCACUCACCAUCCUCCCCCAUUUCUUGGUUGUCGGCGGAGGCGAACGAGGAACCCUAGCCGCCGGAACAUCCGCCGGAAGGACCGCCCACAUCCGCAAGGCCGGCGACGAUGGUGGCGGCGGUUCGGUGCGCGGCGAGGAGGCUCGGUGGCUCCCUGCUCCAGCGAACGCAGGCGGCGGUCGCGGAUGAGGGACGCGGGCUCGCGCCAAGCAGGCUCAUGCGCUCCCGCCAGCUCUCCACCAAGCCAACAACGCAGGCGGCGGUCGCUGAUGAGGGACGCAGGCUCGUGCCAAGCAGGUUCAUGCGCUCCCGCCAGCUCUCCACCAAGCAUGCUGCAGACUCUACACGCCAGAUCCAGCACAAGGAGGAGGAGCUGUCUGGUGUGCUGUCUAAGGCUAACGGGCAGCAUCUUUCUGCACAAGCCGCUCAAAGUCCAGUCGAGCCUCGUCAUACAGGCCGUCGCCGUUAUCGCUGUCGUCGCUGCUGCUGCUGCUGUCGUCGAGGGGCACCACGGGCACGGCCGGCGCAGCCAUCGAGUCCUCGAGCGCGGCGUGGUACCCGGGAAAGUCCUCCGGGUCCUCCGGGUGAACGGCGCCCGGGGCGACCUGAAGGUACUCCUGAACGAGCGGCGGCGGCUGCGGCAUGUUCUCCGACUCACGGAGCGCUGUCAGGUAGCCCGGCAUGUCGUCCGGGUCGCCGGCCUCCGCCGCCAGCUGCCUGUACUCCGCCACCAAUGCCGGCUCUGGCGGCUGCUGCGGCUCGGGCGGAGGGGCGCGGCUGGACCCUGCGCCGUUCCUGCCCGCCAUACGGCGAUCGCCGGGGCCGAGGCGGACAGCGCCGCGGUCACCGCCUCGGCCUCCGCGGGGCAGGGGCGGGUGCAUGGCGCCGAAGUCGAGGCGGGCGCGGGUCGAGCGCGCCUCGCCGCGGCGGUACAGCUGAGAGCUGUCCCCCGGCGGAGCAGGCACGACGCCGGCGACCGCCUACACGCGGUACAGCGCGACCACCUCCUCGAAGGUGCGGCCGUCCCAGAGCUGAUGCCGCCGCGCGCGGUUGUGCUUCGUGGGGGGGGGGGCGCGGGCCGGCAUAGGCGUGGAGACACCGUAGCUGAUCGUCGGCGAGGCGGUCCUCCUAGCCGGGGUUGUUGGGGGCGUACUGGGGGUCGGCGAGCUCCUCCGGCGACAGGCGCGCCCUGUACAGGCCGACGGCGCGGGCGAAGAGGUGGGUGCCGACCUCGGGCACCGGCGCAACGGGGACGCCGUCGAUGCUCAGGCGCCACCUCGCCGGCAGGCGCACGUCGGGCGCUGCGGGGAUGCCGAAGUGGGCGAGCUCCUCCGCCUCCUCCAUCGUCAAGUUGGGGCGGGUCAUCGUCGGUGAGAGGGAGUGGCAGGGCGCGCGAGGUGGUGAAGGGCGCAAGAGGAGGAUGCCGGCGACAUGGGGGGAGAAGGAGAGGCGAGGCGAGGGCGGUGUGCGAGCCGACGGAGGGCGCGAGGCGCUUUUUAUAGGGCGUAGUGGUGGUUGGGGCGGGGGGUGCCGGCGAUCAAUGCCGGUGGGCAGCCGAGCGGUCAAAGGGCGCAGAAGGGCAGGCGGCGGCGUGCGAAUCGGCGCCGGCGAUUAAUGCCUGAGUACAAGCGGGCGGCGUGCGCGGGCGGUCAAGCGGUGGCGUGCGCAGGCGCGCGGUAGGCAGUGGCGUGUGAAUCCGCGCCGCCCGCGGACCGACGCCGGCGACGGGCGUGCGCAGGCGCGCGGCAGGCGGUGGCAUGUGAAUCCGCGCCGCCCGCGGACCGACGCCGGCGACGGGACGGCUCACUGCGCCGACGUUAAUGGUUCGCCUAAUCCGCGGCGAAUUAAUGGAUUAGGUUUUAGUACGCGUGGGCCCGCCCUCCUCCUCAUGCGGCGUACACCGCCCACGUACGGGCGUAGAGCGGGCCGUACAGACACGCGCCUCGCUACGCCGCGGAGGGGUUGUACCGAAGAAGAAGUGGAGGAUGAUGUGGUUGUGUGCGUGCAGAGGGCGGCCAUGCCGUGGGCGGCGCGCCUCCUGUCCGUGGCCUGCGUCUCCGUGGCGGCCAAGAUGGAGGAGUACUGCGCGCCGGCGCUGUCGGAGCUCGACGCCGGCGGCGGCUACGAGUUCUGCUUCGCCUCCGUCCGCCGGAUGGAGCUGCUCGUGCUGUCCACGCUCGGCUGGCGCAUGGCCGCCGUUACGCCGUUCGACUACCUCCCUUGCUUCUCCUCCCGGCUCGACCGGCACGACGGUCGCGGCGGCGGCGGCCUUGACCCCGCCGGCGUCGCCCUCAAGUCCAUCGGCUCCAUCUGUGCCACAGCCGAAGCCGGCAGUGUGCUGGAUUACAUGCCAUCUACUGCGGCUGCAGCUGCAAUCUUGGUUGCAUCAUAUGAAGCUCUACUGACCAAAGAAGCACUGGAGUCCAAGAUGGACAAUCUAUCUCCAUCAUGCCCCAUUGAGAAGGUCAAUUUUCGGUGGCUUCACUCAAGGCCGACGAUUGGGCGCGUGUGGUGGCAGUUCGAGGAGUGGCGACAUCUUCUGGUGGAUUGCUGUGUGUGCUUUGGUCUGAAAGUUUGUGAUUGGAAGGAGUGGCAACAUCUUCAGGUGGAAGGAGUGGCAGUUCAAGGACAUCUUCAGCAGUGGUCUGAAUUGAUUCAGGUAGCAGUACCUUCUUCAGAGAUCAGACAGUAGCACCACGGCCACUUGGAUCAACAACAGAUGGUCAGCAGCAGUAGCACGGGCGAUGGAGCAUCAGCAGCAGCAGCACCGCAAGCAGUUAGCAGGAGCAGAGUAGCAGCACGACGGGCAGGCUCAUGGGAGCAGAGUAGCAGGUCCUGCGCCUCACUAGAAUCAAUUUUCUUGAAUUUCUCACUAAUAACACUAGAAUCAAUUUGUUUCCCAAAAUUCUGGAAUCACUUUGCUUGAUUUUCUCACCGGAACCAAUUUGUUUCCAAAAAAACUGGAAUCAUGUACAGGAAUCACUUUGCUUGACACUGGAAUCAAUUUGUUUCUUGUGGAAGGAGGAAUCACCUCGAUCGGGCGGGGAUAGAGCAGCGUCAGGGAAGCAGCGGCGGCGACGGCCCUGCCGCACGGGCAGCGGCGGGGCAGACGAGCAGCAGCAGCAGGGGAAGAUGAGCAGCAGCAGGGGCAGACGAGCUCCACCGGCGGCAGGGGAGAAGCAGCCGCACGGGCGCGCGGGCAGGGGAGAAGGAGCAGCAGGGGCUCGCGCGGGAGAUCGAGGAGGAAGCACGCGAGCUCCUGGUCCAGUUUCCGGCGACGCCCGAAGGGGAUCACGGCCGGGAGGAACUGCGGCGGCGCACGCGCGGGAGCUCGAGGAGGAUUCGCAGGAGCUCAAGGAGGACGCGCUGGAGCUUGAGGCGGGCGCGGGUACGUGGCGACGGCGGUGGAGGACUUCCUGGUGGGCGGCGAAUCGCGCAGCUGGGCGGCGCCGGCCCCCGUCGACGGCGGAGGAAGGCGGAGGAAGAAGACGGGGAUGGAGGCACUUAUUUGAGAUGGUUUUAAAUCUGUGAGGGCUUUUUAGCAAAAUUACAAAUGAACUGAGUCUGCGACAUGUUUUUUGGGACGGAGGGAGUAUUUCGGUAGGGAUGGAGUAGAUGGUAUGCUAGCUCAAAAAAGAAAAAGAGUAGAUGGUAUGCAAACAGCCAAACUAAGUGCAACCAGGCUCGCUGGGAAAGGCUACCAAACACGGCCCUAGGGGCCACGUGCAGCCACUCAAUCCACUUGCUUGUUUUCACUCUUGUGUUUUGGUGGGCACUCGUGCGGACGAAGCAUGGAAGCUCGCGACAUGACCUGGGCUCGCACCCAACAUCAGACCUCUCGCGCCCGCACGCACGCCCCAAGACAUGGCUGGAGGUGGUGCCCGCACCGCACGCCCCGACAGCUUCAUCCGACACGCGGGAACAGGGGAGCUGUGCAUUUCUUCAGUUAAGUUCAGGCCCUCAUUCCCCCAAAUGCAUCAUAUCAUUUGCUUGGUCACCUGGUUAAUUGUUCCAUUGGUUGCUUCUUGGUCACCUGGAUAAUUCUGCUUAUGAUUUGGUGCUUAUGUGGACUCUGCCGUAAUUCAGGUCAAGAAGAUUGUUUGUGGACGCUAGUUUCCAGCCGUUUCAAUUGAUGCACAGACCCCUGAUACAGGAGUAUACUUUUUGAAGGGAUACUGAAGAUGUCAAGGCUUUCAAGCAGGUCUUUAUUUCUUUUUGCUCACACAUGCACUGUCGCAAUGCAUCAUUGAGCACCUACUAAGAUGUUUGAUAAACCUUGACGAUAGCAACAUCACGUAGUUAGAGUUGCUGAUCGGGUACCUCGUUUCUCGCAUACAUGCUUUGACAUAUAUCUGUUGUAAGACGAUAACAUUCAGUGUAUUCUGAACUGUUGGCCUGGUAGUCGCCUGGAACACACAAAUAAGAUUAGCUGAGCUCUAUCAAGUCUGCACCUCAACAAACUGGAAAUUGUCCCCAAGGUUCACCACUGUCAAAAUUCAUAAGCAUAACCCUACAACUGAAAGCCAGGCCUCACCAAAACAACAGGGUAAAGAAUCUAUGGACAUGCCAAGU